CCCGCCUCCGGCCGCCCCCCGGAAGCCAGAAGGUCCGGGGGCGUUCCCCCUCGCCCCUCCGCCCACUAUGCCCUGGCUCAAUUCCGGUCUCCCAGGCCAGGCUAGAAAGGAGGCGGAACUCAACCUUCCGCCCAGUGGUUUCCAGGCCGGACCCGAAAGCGCAGCGCACCGAGCGGCGGAGGAACCGUGCUACACCGCCUUGCUCCUGCGCGAUGGCUUUCAAUUUCGGGGCUCCGUCGGGCACCUCGGGCACCGCUGCAGCCACCGCGGCUCCCACGGGAUUUGGUGGGCUUGAGACUGCCAACCCCACCGCCAGUGGGUUUAAUUUUGGGGGUUUCGGAUUAACUGCUAAUCCUGCAGUGAACUUUAAUAUUGGGAAUUUCGGUGUUUCUACCACCUCGGCGACUCCGUUCAAUUUUGGUAACAGUCUGGCAAGCGCAGGUGGGUUUGGAGGUUUUGGCACAACAUCUACAACUGCAGGUUCUGCAUUCAGUUUUUCUGCUCCAGCUAACACAGGCACAACAGGACUGUUCUCUCAGAACAAAGGUUUUGGGUUUGGUACUGGUUUCGGCACAACCACAGGAACUAGCACUGGGCUGGGCACUGGCCUGGGAACCGGCCUGGGAUUCGGAGGAUUUAACACCCAGCAGCAACAGCAGCCAUCCACGUUAGGGGGUCUCUUCAGUCAGCCCACACAAGCUCCUGCUCAGUCCAACCAGCUCAUCAAUACUGCAAGUGCCCUUUCUGCUCCAACAUUAUUGGGAGAUGAGAGAGAUGCUAUUUUGGCAAAAUGGAAUCAGCUGCAGGCCUUUUGGGGCGCAGGAAAAGGAUAUUUCAACAAUAACAUUCCACCAGUGGAAUUCACACAAGAAAAUCCCUUCUGCCGAUUUAAGGCAGUAGGUUAUAGUUGUAUGCCCAAUAAUAAAGAUGAAGAUGGCCUAGUAGUUUUAGUUUUUGUCAAAAAGGAAGCAGAAAUUCGAAGUCAGCAGCAGCAGUUGGUAGAAUCAUUGCAUAAAGUUCUUGGAGGAAACCAGACCCUUACUGUGAACGUGGAGGGCAUUAAGACGUUGCCGGAUGAUCAGACAGAAGUUGUUAUUUAUGUUGUUGAACGUUCUCCAAAUGGUACUUCUAGAAGAGUUCCAGCCACAACGCUCUAUGCUCAUUUUGAACAAGUCAGUAUAAAAACGCAAUUGCAGCAACUGGGUGUAACCCUUUCAAUGACUAGAACAGAACUUUCUCCUGCACAGAUCAAGCAGCUUUUACAGAAUCCUCCUGCUGGUGUUGAUCCUAUUAUCUGGGAACAAGCCAAGGUAGAUAACCCUGAUUCUGAAAAGUUAAUUCCUGUGCCAAUGGUGGGCUUCAGAGAACUUCUUCGGAGAUUGAAGGUUCAAGACCAGAUGACGAAGCAACAUCAAACUAGAUUAGAUAUCAUAUCUGAAGACAUUAGUGAGCUGCAAAAGAACCAAACUACCACGAUGGCUAAGAUCGCACAGUAUAAGAGGAAGCUCAUGGACCUCUCACAUCGGACAUUGCAGGUCCUAAUCAAGCAGGAAAUUCAAAGGAAGAGCGGUUACGCCAUCCAGGCAGAUGAAGAGCAGUUGCGAGUGCAGCUAGAUACCAUUCAGUGUGAGCUAAACGCACCUACUCAGUUUAAGGGCCGACUUAACGAGCUCAUGUCCCAGAUCAGGAUGCAGAAUCAUUUUGGAGCAGUGAAAACUGAAGAGAGGUACUACAUAGAUGCAGAUCUGUUACGAGAAAUCAAGCAGCAUUUGAAACAACAGCAGGAGGGCCUUAGCCACUUGAUUAGCAUCAUAAAAGACGAUCUGGAAGACAUCAAAUUGGUGGAACAUGGACUGAAUGAAAGCAUCCACAUCAGAGGCGGUGUGUUUAGUUGACAGCUCA
Messenger RNA from Ochotona princeps (American pika), 1902 nucleotides. RefSeq names its product nucleoporin 54 (gene NUP54). Bases 213 to 1895 code for a protein of 560 amino acids. Gene Ontology annotation, cellular component: nuclear pore central transport channel; nuclear pore. The transcript is spliced from 13 exons. NCBI's taxonomy places the organism in Eukaryota, Metazoa, Chordata, Mammalia, Lagomorpha, Ochotonidae. Gene Ontology annotation, biological process: protein localization to nuclear inner membrane; nuclear pore organization; NLS-bearing protein import into nucleus. The record is from RefSeq and is a predicted model, not a curated record. Gene Ontology annotation, molecular function: structural constituent of nuclear pore.